UACUACAAGAAAGCUGUCGCCGCUUGUCGCGACACAUUCCUGCAGGGAACGCAGUUCGGGUCGGUAUCGGCGGCUGCACCGCUUAUAGCUGGAAUCACCGUCUGUGUAUUAAUUUAAACCAGCGUAUACUCGAUAGAAAGUAACAGUAUCUAAGUCGACAUGCACAACAAAAUCAUCAACCCGUUGACUCUGUUCGCCCUCUUAGAAGCGGUAGCGGCCAGGCCUUUGCUCGUCCAGCACGGCGCCCCGAAACCGUCCAGAUUCGACGAGUACGUGACGGAGCCUCCUCACAUCCUCGGACGAGCCUGGCUGCACGAACAAACGCUCAGCAACAGCGAAGAUGACGUCGCUUCGAACCGAGCUCCGGCCGAACUGGCACCUGCUUAUGGAUUACGGUACCACGACGUAGUCUACGACGCGUCGUCGGAAACGCUCAACCGCUACGAUGGUGGCGACACCCGGGAAGGCACCUACUAUCCGUCCGCUUACCGGGCAGACGGACAUGAACCUUCGGGUUCUCUUGAGAGUUCACUGGCCACGGCAGUUCCCAGUGUGUCUUCCGAAGUAGUCAAGCGGUCGUUGGCGCCUUCCAGUCGCCUAGUCACCGAGGCACCGAGAAAAGCCCCGUUCUCCGUGGGGUACACUCGGGAGCACGAUGACUGGCUCCUGUUGUCUACGUCGCAACACGAUCCUCACUGGGACGACGUGUCCACCUCGUAUCGCGUGCCGCCGUUCACAACGGGGGUCAUGCGCCGAUAAGCUUAAUAUCUGAGCGUAAUGAUGUAUGCCUGCUGUAUAAAUUGUGAUAUUUAUAUUUCUUUUAAAACGCGAUCGGCACCUUUUUAUGUAACCGCGUUCGUAUUCUGUGCCCAUAAAAUGGUUUACCUUAUGCCUCUG
Molecule: messenger RNA, 897 nt
Organism: Rhipicephalus microplus (southern cattle tick)
Lineage: Eukaryota; Metazoa; Arthropoda; Arachnida; Ixodida; Ixodidae
Source: RefSeq, a predicted model, not a curated record